UUCUACAACUUGAGUGAGUCUUUACUUGAAUUCAAUGGUGACUACUUUUGGAGUUUUGCAGUCAAUCCAACCCAAAAUACAAGUAGCAAAUGGAAUAAGACUAAUCAAAUCAAUGCUCUCUAUUUUCAUCACCACAAAAUAAACAUCAACCAAAUACAAGUAGCAAAUGGAAUAAGACUAAUCAAAUCAAUGCUCUCUAUUUUCAUCACCACCAAAUAAACAUCAACCAAUUUUGGCUCAAAAAUUCUGGCCUCUUUUGGUAAUUGGGACGAAAUCAAAAGCAAAGAUAAAAGGCAAUGAUGGUGACUCAUCUGUUUAAUAAGAGAGCACAUGUUUGUGCAUUUUCUGGUGUGAAGACCCUGUUUGUGAUGAUUACACUUUGUAUCUGUACUGGACCAACCUGUGCAUUUUCAACACCAUUGAGAUUUAACAAAGAGGGGGCAUUUAAGAUUUUGCAAGUCGCAGACAUGCAUUAUGCUGAUGGAAAGAUCACACCAUGCUUGGAUGUGUUGCCUAAUCAGGUCAAGGGAUGUUCUGAUCUCAACACUACUGCUUUUAUCCAGCGCAUGAUUAAAGCUGAAAACCCUGAUCUUAUUGUCUUCACUGGAGCCCGUAGGAAAAAGCAUAUUGAUGGUGCCUAGACUUUGAAACAACAUAUAUACUCAUCUUGUUAUAAAAAUAAUAGUGUUUACGUGUAUACUUGAAAUAUAGAUACAGAAAAAAGAAGUUUUCUGGAUAUGUAAUCUAUUGAAGGUCUCAUUAAGCUCUCUUAUGGGGCCUGAAGUUUCAAAUAUUGUAUCGUUUAAGGUUCACGAUGUUUGUUUACAACUUGUUUUUACUUAGUUUUGAGGCGUGUUGAAUGGUUGUAAGCCUGUAACAUCAACAUUUUGAACCUCUACAGUGUCUAAGUUUUCUGAAUUAUCAUUUAUAUAUACCAAGUUGUUGGAUGAUUUACAUGAUAA
Messenger RNA from Spinacia oleracea (spinach), 962 nucleotides. RefSeq names its product probable inactive purple acid phosphatase 29. The transcript is spliced from 3 exons. The record is from RefSeq and is a predicted model, not a curated record. Gene Ontology annotation, molecular function: hydrolase activity, acting on ester bonds. NCBI's taxonomy places the organism in Eukaryota, Viridiplantae, Streptophyta, Magnoliopsida, Caryophyllales, Amaranthaceae. The coding region runs from base 297 to 641 and encodes 114 amino acids. Gene Ontology annotation, cellular component: cytoplasm.